This is a messenger RNA of Danio aesculapii, 4489 nucleotides long. RefSeq names its product patched domain containing 1 (gene ptchd1). Lineage: Eukaryota; Metazoa; Chordata; Actinopteri; Cypriniformes; Danionidae. Gene Ontology annotation, cellular component: plasma membrane; synapse. The coding region runs from base 63 to 2726 and encodes 887 amino acids. The transcript has 3 exons. Gene Ontology annotation, biological process: cognition; chemical synaptic transmission. The record is from RefSeq and is a predicted model, not a curated record.
AUGCUCUGGAUUUCUGUUGCUGAUGUUGGUUCAUCGCCCUUGCGCUGUUGCUGCAUUCUAGGAUGUUGCGACAAGUGUUGCACGAAGGGCUCAGGACGUCAUUCCACAAACUGGGCCACUUCGUCGCCAAUCACCCGGUGUUUUUCGCCUCAGCGCCCGUGCUGAUCUCAAUCCUGCUGGGCGCGAGCUUCAGCAGAUACCGCAUUGAGGAAAACGUGGAGUACCUGUUAGCCCCCAAACACAGCCUGGCGAAGAUCGAGGGGAACUUGGUGGAUAGUUUGUUCCCAGUCAACCGGUCCAAACAUACGCUUUACUCGGACCUGCAAACACCCGGGAGAUAUGGCCGGGUCAUCGUAACUUCGCGCAGGGGGAGCGUGUUAGACCCUCAUCACGUCAACUCAGUCUUAAAGCUUCACAACACUAUCACUCAGAUCCAGGUUCCUAUGCUGGGAUUCAACUACACAUUUGCCCACCUCUGUCUGCUGGAUGAGAGCAAGAGCUGCAUUGUGGACGACAUCCUGCGGGUUCUGGAAGAGAUGAGAUCGGCUCGGGCAUUCAACCAUUCAGUACCUCCUCUGCGUUAUCCCAUCACCAAGCUCAAAGAUGGACGGGAGGCCUAUAUUGGUCACCAACUGGGCGGAGUCCUGGCAGGCGGAGGGAGAGACGGGGUGCGUUCUGCUCGAGCCCUUCAACUCACAUACUACCUGCAGGCGGUCAGCCCAUUGAAUGAAGUGGUUGCGGCCAGCUGGGAGCUGCUUUUCUGCAGGGAGUUGGAGAACUUUGGAAAGGCUCAUCCGGAGCUUAGUUUAUACCCCUUCACCUCCUCUUCCCUUCAGAGGGACUUUCAAAGAACCAGUCGGGUAUCAGAGCGGCCGCUGCUCUUUAGCCUGGCUGUGUGUCUCUCUCUGGCCAUGCUGUGCUGUUCAAUGCGAGACUGUGUGCGUACAAAGCCCUGGCUGGGUCUGCUGGCUCUGGUGACCGUCAGCCUUGCCACACUUACCUCUGCUGGCAUCUUAAACCUCACUGGAGGGAAAUACAAUUCAACGUACCUGGGGAUCCCUUUUGUCAUGUUAGGUCAUGGCUUGUUUGGCACAUUUGAGAUGCUGUCGUCUUGGCGACGGACCCGCGAGGACCAGCAUGUGAAAGAGCGAGUUGCUGCUGUGUUUUCUGACUGUAUGCUGCCCUUCACAGCUAGCACGGCCCUGCAUGUAGUCACCUUUGGCAUCGGGGCCAGUCCAUUCACAAACAUUGAAGCUGUGCGUCUCUUCUGUCGGAACGCCUGUAUCUCAGUCCUCUUCAACUACCUCUACAUCCUCACCUUCUAUGGCUCCAACCUGGUGUUUGCUGGAUACCUGGAAAACAACUACCGUCACAGUUUGUUUUGCAGGCGUGUACCAAAGCCCGAGUUGCUGCAGCAGAAGCCAGCAUGGUACCGCUUCCUUAUGUACACACAUUACAACGAGGAGGCCACAGAAGCAGGACCGCUGUGUGCUUAUGAAAGCCACCUGCUGGUAGCCUUUAUGAAGCGGUACUACUGUGACUGGAUCACCAAUACCUAUGUCAAACCAUUCGUGGUUCUUUUCUACUUAGUCUAUGUUUCCUUUGCCCUCAUGGGCUACCUUCAGGUCAGCGAAGGGUCAGAUCUUAGUAAUGUGGUUGCCACAGAAACAAGCACUAUAGCAUAUACUCGUGCCCAACAGCGGUAUUUCAGCAGUUACAGCCCAGUGAUUGGCUUCUACAUCUAUGAGUCCAUUGAGUACUGGAACACCAGUGUGCAAGAGGACCUACUAGAGUACAUUAAAGGUUUUGAACGCAUUUCCUGGUUCGAGAGUUACCUCAACUAUCUUCAUGGGCUGAACAUCACUACUAGCCUGUCCCGCAGCAACUUCACAGAGCGCCUGCGCUCUGGAUUUCUGCGCCAAGCCCGAUACGUGCAUUUCACAGAUGAUAUCAUCUUUGCCAAACGUUCGGAUGGGGAAUUUGACGUGGUGGCCUCGCGUAUGUUUCUCGUUGCUAAAACAACUGAAAACAAACGAGAGGAGAUGUCUAUCCUACUUGACACACUGAGGAAACUGUCCCUGACCUCCAGGGUAAAAUUCAUCAUCUUCAAUCCAUCCUUUGUGUAUAUGGACCGCUAUGCCUCAUCAGUUGGAGCACCACUGAAGAACUCUUGCAUCGCUGCUCUCUUUCUGCUUUUCUUUUCCACCUUCUUGGCAGCUGACCCACUGGUGAAUGCUUGGUUGACUGUGACAGUAGCCUCUGUUGAGUUUGGACUGGUUGGUUUCAUGACUCUAUGGCGGGUAGAGUUGGACUGCGUCUCAGUACUGUGUUUGAUCUACGGGGUGAACUAUGCCGUGGACUCCAGUGCUCCACUUGUAUCAGCGUUUGCUCUAGGCCGUGAAUCCACUCGAACACGCUGGGUGAAACUGGCUCUGGAGCAACAUGGGGUCCCUGCCCUGCAGAGUUACUUGUGUUAUGGGGCAGCUCUGCUUCCUCUUGCAGCCGUGCCCUCAAACCUCACCCGUACGCUCUUUAGGUGCCUCUUUCUCACCGCCAUAAUCACAGCCUUCCACUGUUUGGCCAUUCUCCCAGUCCUGCUCACUUUCCUGCCUCCCUCCAAGAAAAAAAGGCGGGAAAGAAAGAAUGCUGCAGAAAACAGGGAAGAAAUUGAGUGUGUGGAGAUGGUGGACAGCACUCGUGUGGUUGAUCAGAUUACCACUGUCUAACCGCAUGGCAUGUCUAAAAGGGAGGCAGAUAAGGAUGUACAAGAAUAGAAAAGCCAAAACACCCCCAGGGGGCGAUGGAAAGAGUCCUGAGAAAGCUGGGCUUUAAAGUUUAGGGGCAAAGAUGACUUUUAAGUACCUUACAAGUGUACUUAAACAAAACAGGUACAAGCCUACAUUUUAAACAAGGCUUUUGUUUGAUCAUAAAAGCAGUUGACAAGUUAAAGAUUGAGUAACUGAUGCUGAGAUGUAUCAUUGUGAUGGCAAAAGCCCUAUGCAGGUUUUGCUGCAGCUCAGAUGAGAGCGAGGAAGGCCAGAUGAACCACACUGCUGCGCAGUUGCAGAUAAUCACAGAGGGGGGAUCCUCUGGUCUGCAGUAUUACAGCAGCAGUAAAGCAGAUACUGUAACAAGCUAUUGCUCUGACAAGGCGUAGAUAGAGACGUAUAAUGUUUCUGAUGCCCCAAGAACCAUACCAAUAAUUUCGGGGGCCAAGCAGCCAUAUUUGUACCUGCUGAUAGCCAUGACUUUAAUACACCCAGUGUCACCUCCUCCAAAAGGUUUGGUAACUGUAUAUUUGUGGGUUAUAGUGAUAUUAUCUUUUCAAACUGAAAGCCACCUCCCCAACAAUGACCAAUGUGUUAGAGACAUAUAUGACUGGUCUUUUUAAAAAGAAUGUAAGAAGAGAGAGAAAAAUUGGUUGGUAGAAAGUGAAGGACAGAAGGGGGUGGGGAUGUGCUGUAGAGAUACACAGAAGCAGCAAGCCUCUGCUGACAGGUUGAUAUGAUGUGAAAUUCUUCCAGGGUAAUUCAUGGUCACAAUUUAGUUGCAUAGUGUAUGUUUUAUUUCAAUUAGAGCAUCACCAAUGUGAUCACAGCGGAGAGUAUAUUCUUUGAAGGAUUCAUGCCUGCUUCUCCUUGCUUUUUCUGUUUGUCUCUAAAAAUGCUGAAAAUCACCUUGUCACAGACAAUGCUCUUCAUCAAUAUGCAUGAGCCAGAGUCCCUUCGUUUUCACCCUCCUUUGCCCUCUGUAAAAAAGAGAGAGAGAGAGAGAGAUAAAGAGAACUGGGGCAAAACUAGAGCAUGGGAAAGGAGCAUCUGGCGAUCAAAUCUACUUUUCAAAUUCUCCUCUAUGCCAAAAGCAACUGAUGUCAAAUCAGUCAAGAGUUUAAACAGACUUUGUGCAGUACUUUAACAGUAUCUGUGCAGAAAAGGAGACCCAGUGUAUGGUUUUAUGACGUGAUAUAUUUGAGAUGUCUUUAGCAGCUUGUAAAUUGGUGCUGAUUAUAUAUACACAAAUAUAAAGACCAAGAAAGGUGGAAAGACGUACACAUGAUCAGACACAUUAGCAAUCAUAAUCUGGCAUCUGCAAAAUAGUUUUUGAUCAUUGCCCAUCUAUUUGACCACUAGCCCUCACCUACUCCAUUCUCCUCCUAAGUAGCACUUCAGCCCGCAAUCAUCUGGAGAUAUUCCCACACCUAUAUGGUUAAUUAAAUCAGCCUAUAUAUAUUUACCGUGCUAAAGCCUCUCACGGCUGAUCUUACUGAUCUCAGUGCAGUAGCCAGUACUCAAUACUCUCUCAGACUAAUCUAAGGAUAGUGCUCUGAAAGAUUUUCUCAACAAUUUAAUUAAAGUCUUCUAAGAUCUCUGAGUGACCUCAGAUCAGCAACCCAAAAGCUGCUCUGACUGUCUGAUCUCAGAACAGUGCUGUAAAUAGGCCUCUUGGUGAUUUCUGAAAAGCACUGAAAUACAUAAAUGCAUGCUGUUUG